This is a messenger RNA of Symbiodinium pilosum, 360 nucleotides long. The record is from the annotation of a GenBank genome assembly. NCBI's taxonomy places the organism in Eukaryota, Dinophyceae, Suessiales, Symbiodiniaceae.
AUGGAUGAACAAGGACCAGACCUCAGGCGAAAUGCGGCAGUACCCACUCAGAAGGCUUUCUCCACAGCACCGCGCGUGCUGGCCAUGCCACGAAGUGCUCCACUGAUCGCGCAUCUGCAGGGCCAGGGGCAAGAGUCUGCGCAGGACUCCAGAGUUCCUGAGAAGGAGGUUCGACUUCAUGAAGACAGAUCUGGGAACCCUUUCAAGAUGGCGCGGUCGGGAUAUGGAGGGACUGGCUCUGGAGUUAGCCAGGGUGUCAUCGCAGGAGCCGAGUUCACCCGUGGGCCUUUGCAGCCUACCUGGGCUGCUGAGCUGGCGGAUCGAAGAAGAGCACAGCUCAAGUCCGCGGGCCGGUCAUGA